Messenger RNA from Triplophysa dalaica, 2510 nucleotides. RefSeq names its product protocadherin gamma-A11-like. Gene Ontology annotation, biological process: homophilic cell-cell adhesion. Gene Ontology annotation, cellular component: plasma membrane. The record is from RefSeq and is a predicted model, not a curated record. Bases 129 to 2510 code for a protein of 793 amino acids. NCBI's taxonomy places the organism in Eukaryota, Metazoa, Chordata, Actinopteri, Cypriniformes, Nemacheilidae. Gene Ontology annotation, molecular function: calcium ion binding. The transcript has a single exon.
GUAUAUUAUCAGCACCGCGUUUUUGCGUUGUCUGAUUUAUUUCAUUCAAAGCAUUGAUGGGAUUAUUCAACUAUUAUUUGUAGAUUUGCAGUGAAGUUGCACGGGAAUGUAUUUGUGAUAUAUGAGAAAUGGAACAAAGAGGACGGUCACGUCGACUUCAUCAGACUGCGAAGCUCGCCUUCAUUGCAGUAUCGCUUUUGUUCUGCAGAACAGUUUUUGGACAAGCGCGGUAUUCCGUUUCUGAGGAACUGAAAGAGAGUGCUUUAGUGGGAAACAUUGCGAAGGAUUUGGGCAUUGAUCACAGAACCUUAAAGGAGCGAGGAUUUCGCAUCGUCUCAACCUCAGGCGAGUCAUUGUUCAGCGUCAACCAAAAUGACGGUGUAUUGUAUGUGAACGGUAAAAUAGACAGGGAGGCGGUGUGUGAACGAAUCACCCCGUGUUUAAUUAACUUAAAAAUCGCUUUAGAAAAUCCACUACAGAUACAUUACGUCACUGUAGAGAUAUUAGAUAUAAACGACCACAGUCCAUUAUUUCCGGAGAAUGAAAAACGUCUGGAAAUAUGGGAAUCUGUUAUGCCAGGAGCGCGCUAUCCGCUACAGGCAGCCCGUGAUCCUGACACUGGAAUCAAUUCGGUUCAGACUUACAAACUUAACCAAAACGAUCACUUUCGUCUGGAAAUUAAAGAUAGAGAAGAUGGUAAAAUUCCGAUUCUGAUUUUACACAAGCCGCUUGACAGGGAAGUGACUGAAAACAUGAGGUUAGAAUUGACUGCUUUAGAUGGGGGGAAACCUCCUAAAUCUGGUUCAAUAGAAAUACUGAUCGAUGUACUGGAUGUAAACGACAAUUUACCUGUCUUUACGAAGGAGACUUACACAGUUACGCUGAAUGAAAAUGCACCUGUGGGCACAACAAUUUUGCGAGUUAACGCGACUGAUUCAGACAAGGGGCAAAACGGCGAGGUAGUUUAUGCUUUGGGAAGUAAUGUGAAUAAUAAUUUACGCAAACUUUUUGAAGUUAAUUCAGUCACUGGCGAAAUUAUUGUUAAGGGUCUUUUGGAUUUUGAAGUCAAAGAAAAAUAUGAGAUUGACAUCGAAGCAUCUGACAAAGGCAUCAUUCCACUUGCGACGGAUAAAAGUAUAUUCAUUAGCAUUGCCGAUGUGAAUGACAAUGCUCCAGAAAUAGAGGUGACAUCGUUUUCAAGCGCAAUUCCUGAAGACACAAAACCUGGAACGACAGUGGCGUUGAUAAGCGUGUCUGAUUUAGACUCUGGUCUCAAUGGCAAAAUCUCCUGUUCACUCUCUGAUGGAAUCCCUUUCAAGCUGAUGUCUUCAACCCAGGAUAAUAUUUACUCAUUAGUUACAUCAACGUUUCUUGACAGGGAAGCGAAAUUUCAAUAUGAUAUCACAUUAGUUGCGAGAGACGCGGGUCAGCCAUCACUGUCGUCUGUUAAAACUGUAACCGUCCUGAUAUCAGAUGUAAAUGACAACAGACCAGAAUUCUCCUUUUCACCCUAUGCGUUUUAUGUAAUUGAAAAUAAUGUCCCAGGACAAUCUUUGUUUUCUGUGUCUGCUUCUGAUAAAGACUCGAAUGAAAAUGCUGUAAUCAGCUAUCAAUUAUGGAGAGACAGUAGUGAAGGAAACAAAUACACAUCCUUUAUUAAUAUUAACUCGGAAAACGGAGAGAUUUAUGCGUUGAAAAGUUUUGACUUUGAAAUUCUUAAAAUGUUUAAUUUCCAAGUACUCGCUACAGACUCUGGAUCUCCGUCUCUGAGUAGUAACGUGACAGUGAAUGUGUUUAUUCUGGAUCAGAACGACAAUGUUCCAGUAAUAUUAUAUCCAGUCAGCGCUAACGGUUCUGCUGAGGGUGUGGAGGAGAUUCCUCGCAAUGUGAACGCAGGUCAUUUAGUGACUAAAGUCAGAGCUUAUGAUGCAGAUAUUGGAUACAACGGCUGGUUAUUAUUUUCACUGCAGGAAGUUAGUGAUCACAGUCUCUUUAGUUUGGAUCGAUAUACAGGACAGAUAAGAACCCUUCGCUCAUUCACAGAAACAGACGAGAACCAGCAUAAACUGGUCGUACUGGUGAAAGACAAUGGCAACGUUUCUCUGUCAGCAACAGCGUCUGUGAUUGUCAAAGUUGUGGAGCCCAAAGAGGCUUUUGCUGCUUCUGAUGUUAAAAACGCAGUAAAAGACGAGGAGGAAAACAACGUGACAUUUUAUUUGAUCAUCACAUUGGGCUCUGUGUCAGUACUUUUUAUCAUCAGUAUCAUCGUGUUGAUGGUAAUGCAGUGCUCUAAAUCUACUGACUAUUCGUCCAAGUAUUUACAAGAUAUGAAUUACGACGGGACUCUGUGUCACAGCAUUCAGUACAGAUCCGGAGACAAACGGUACAUGCUAGUUGGUCCCAGAAUGAGUAUCGGUUCUACUCUAGCACCUGGUAGUAAUAGGAAUACUCUUGUGAUACCAGAUCGUAGGAGGAGAGAUUCUGGAGAGGUAAGAAAUGUUUUUUGCUAA